Egretta garzetta (little egret) is the source of this 1391-nucleotide messenger RNA. It is a transcript of the gene RSL24D1, whose product is annotated as ribosomal L24 domain containing 1. Gene Ontology annotation, biological process: ribosomal large subunit biogenesis. Gene Ontology annotation, cellular component: nucleolus. Lineage: Eukaryota; Metazoa; Chordata; Aves; Pelecaniformes; Ardeidae. Bases 728 to 1075 code for a protein of 115 amino acids. The transcript is spliced from 6 exons. The record is from RefSeq and is a predicted model, not a curated record.
AGAAAAUGGCCACAAGGUGUUUUUUUUUAUUUUUUUUUAAAUAAAAUGGCACAAUGGCAGGUUGGUUGUGAAUAGGUAAUCUAUGAAAGAACAAAAUAUAGUGGCAGAUUUGUCUGAGUUAAGGUGAAAUAACGUGGUAGAGGAAUGUAAAAAAAGAAAAAUUAUUUGAAGAUCAUUAUCUUUACUAGGAGUUUCAUAUUUUCUGUUCAUUUUCUUUAGAAGUGACUAUUCGAUGAGGAGUAUAGUGGAAGAGAAAUAGUGAUUUGAAAAAAUCAGGAACGACAAAUAUAAUUUUAAGUGUUCUUAAGUAAAGUUUUAGCUCUGCUCUGGAUACAGGAUAGCUCAGGAUAGUUCAAAGUGAUGCACAAAUUUAGGGAAAAUGAAGAACUGUAAAUAGGGAUAUCAUUAUGUCCCCUCCUGUCCUCCCCCUUCCUUAUCUUGCUGCCGUCUUGCCGCAUACUCUUUUUGACCGGAAAAUGUAUGUUGGGUUUGAUACAGUUUGGGAUAGAAAGUUGUUCUUUACCUUGGCUGUUAGUGACAUAAUUUCAGUACUAAUAAAAGGGAAAUUUCAAGUAUGGAUAGAGAAGUUUCUUUAAUGCAUCUUUAACAGGUGUGAAAACAUCACCUGGUGAACAUAAGGCACUUCCAUGGCUGGCAGUAGCAGAUAUUUAGAUUCUGCAAAUCAAAAUGCCACAGAAACUUUAAAAAGAAGCGAAAUCCCAGGAAGAUGAGAUGGACCAAAGCAUUCCGGAAAGCAGCUGGCAAAGAAUUGACAGUGGAUAACUCAUUUGAGUUUGAAAAACGUAGAAAUGAACCAGUGAAAUACCAGAGAGAGUUGUGGAACAAGACUGUUGAUGCAAUGAAGAGGGUGGAGGAAAUAAAGCAAAAACGCCAAGCUAGAUUUAUUAUGAACAGAUUAAAGAAGAGCAAAGAGUUGCAGAAGGCAGAAGACAUCAAAGAAGUCAAACAGAAUAUCCACCUUCUUCGUGCUCCACAUGCAGGCACACCAAAACAGCUGGAGGACAAAAUGGUGCAGAAGCUACAAGAGGAUGUGGCUAUGGAAGAAGACUCUUAAAAUGCUUUUAUUUUGUAUUUAUAUCUCUUCAGCAGUUAACAGUUCCUUACUGCCUCACCUGACAUCAUUCAGAACUGUGCUUACAGUUGAAGAAAAAUACAUUUUAAUGAAUAGUGCUCUUUUUUUUUUUGUUUUGUUUUAUAAAAAAUAACAAGAUGGAUACUGGUUUUGGCAGUACUUACAGUUAUGUAAGUUGAGAAAACCUUGUCAGCAGGAUGGAGAAUAAGGCAUAUUGUUUGAGAUACUUUGUGCUUCUCGGAAAGUUACACUUUCUGGAUUUCCUGAUAAUUCAAGGAAUAAAAGGUGUUGCCCGUGA